This is a messenger RNA of Sceloporus undulatus (fence lizard), 2283 nucleotides long. RefSeq names its product UDP-glucuronosyltransferase 1A1-like. The transcript has 2 exons. Bases 777 to 1649 code for a protein of 290 amino acids. Lineage: Eukaryota; Metazoa; Chordata; Lepidosauria; Squamata; Phrynosomatidae. Gene Ontology annotation, molecular function: UDP-glycosyltransferase activity. The record is from RefSeq and is a predicted model, not a curated record.
UUGGCACUUUCUUCCUUGACUUUCUUCAGUAAGUGUGCCAAACCUUUGCUAUUUUCUGCUAGUAGUAUGGUGUCAUCUGCAUACCUUAAAUUGUUGAUAUUCCUUCCUCCAGUUUCCACACCAGCUUUGCAUAUGAUAUGUUCCACAUACAGUGUUAAACAGAUAUGGUAAUAAAAUGCAGCCUUGCCUGGUUAUUCUGUUUCUCCACAUUCUGUUGUAACACUGGCUUAUUGUGCUGAGUACCAGUUACCCAUUAGGAUAACCUGGUCCACAUAUUUCUUUAAGACUGAUCCAUAAGUUUUCAUGAUUUACACAACCAAAGGCUUUGCUAUAAUCUAUAAAAUGUAUUUAACAUAUGUUUGCAAUAUGAUCUCUAGUGCCUCUUCCUCUUCUGUGCUCAGCUUAGACAUAUGGAAUUUCUUGCUCCGUUUAUGGUGGUUACUGCAAUCCCUGGUGUCCCGUUUCUUGGUGACUGGAAUGACAAUUUCCAGUCUGUGGGUCAUUCUUUUGUUUUUCCUAUUUGUUGAUAGAUUUUAGUGAAAAUUUGAGUGGAUUCUUUUACAUGAAAUAGCUCUGUUGGUACAUGCAAUAGCUCUCUUGAGCUCUUCCCUGAGGAGAAGGCAGUUCCUAAGAGGGAUCAAGGUCCUGUGAAUUGAUCCCAACAACCGUUUUAAGUAGAGUGCAGUUUAAUACAAUUAAAGAUUUACUCCAUGCUAUAAAGACCUGAGUGUCAACUGUCAGAGUUAAGUUCCCUUCCUGACCUUUGAGAAGGAACAAUGGCUCUUCCCCCUCCACUGUGCACCUUUGUCCUCUGGGGGUUUCUUCUUUUCAUCUCUUCUCAUUCUGCAGAAUGUGGGAAGCUCCUAGUGCUGCCUAUGGAUGGAAGCCACUGGCUGAGCAUGAGCAAGGUAUUGAAGGAGCUGAGUCUGAAGGGACAUGAAUUAGUAGUUGUAGUGCCAGAAACAAGCCUACUUUUGAAAGAUUUCUCAUAUACCAGCAAGAUAUAUCCAGUACCUCACACACAAAAGGAACUGGAGAAAGUUUAUCGGGAAUUUGGGCAUUUGCUUUUUGAUGAUGGACCUUUCCUGAAGAGAGUUCUUCGGAAACAUGAGAGUAUAAAACAAUUUAUUAGCAUGAUGUACACCACCUGUCGUUACUUAUUGUACAAUGAGGACUUGAUGAGUUAUAUCAAUAAGUCUCACUUUGACGCGAUUCUUACAGCUACCGCAGUACCCUGCGGAUCAAUAAUUUCUGAACAUUUUUCAAUUCCGGUGGUGAAUUUUUUGAGAGGGAUAGCCUGCAAUUUGGACUUGAAAGCAGCUCAAUGCCCAAGCCCUCCUUCAUUUGUUCCUAGCUUUUUUACCUCUUUUACGGACAACAUGACGUAUCUUCAGCGUGUGGCCAAUAUGAUAGUUCGAUCACUGGAUUUUUUGCUUUGCAAGUAUGUGUAUUCUGACUUUGACCAUUUAGCUUCUGAAUUUCUUCAAAAAGAUGUCACCAUUCUAGACCUCCUUAACAAUUCGCCCAUUUGGCUGCUGAGGUACGAUUUUGUAUUUGAAUAUCCCAGACCAGCAAUGCCCAAUAUGGUUUUUAUCGGAGGCAUCAACUGUGUGCAGAAGAAAAACUUAUCUCAGGUAACGCAAGCUUAAAUAGAAAUUUUCAGUGAAUAUUUCCCCUUAGGCUAACUUUACUGAGUGAGUACUCAGUGAUACAUUGAGGGGGGAAAUGCUGUUUUCAGAAGUAACUGGCAGCAGUUUCCUUGCCUGCUUGAGACACACAUGUGUAUGAAUGCUGAAAUAGACAUGUCCUGUCUGUGUUGUGGGAGGGAGACACUUCUGGAAAACCAGCUCACAAGUAGUAUUAUACUGGUAUUAAGGGAAUCACUUCCCUCUAUGGAUGGCUAUGGCUCUAUUUUGCUGUAGGACAAGUGCCUGGCACUCUGUAACAGUUGGCCCAGAAGUUAGCACAUUACUAAAACACACAGGAGCAACAUGUAUGCUACAAGUGUUUAGUCUCAGAAUUUGAGUGUUGUUGGAUGGUACUCUGAAAUAAAUGAAAGACACGGAAAUAGUUUCCCCUUCAAAAAGGAGCUGGAUAGAGAAAGAAAACAAAAAGGCAAUUUACAGGAUAGAAAUUGAAAGCUAUCACUUUCUGAAUGGGGGAUGGAGAAAAUAAGUGAGGUGUGGAUGAACCAAAGGAGGCUGUGAAUUGAAACCCAAAACACACUGCAGAAACAGUCCAGCUUGAGGCCACUUUAACUGUCCUGGCUCAGUGCUAGAGAAU